GAGAGGGCAGGGGUCGAGACCGAGGAGUGAGGGCAUGGGGAGGGGCGUAAACAAGGGCUGAGUCUGGGCCCAGCCAGGGGUAUUAGAGAGGCCGAGGUGGGGAGUGGGGCUGCGAUCCGCUCGUAUUGAAGUGGGUAGGAGCAGGAGGGAGAGGCUGAGGGUGUGAAGGGGAAGGGGGCUGUGGCAUGUGGUUGGAGGGAGGACUGGACUCUGAUGAGGGGUGUUGCGAGGAUGUGGGGAAAGCUCAGAAUUGGAGUUUAGACGAUUCUGGGGGGCUUCGAAAGUGUUAAAUUGGAUGUGGGAGGGGGAAGGGCCUAGGGGAGAAUUUGGGUGGAAAAGGAGAGAACGGAGGUUUGGGGAAUGGAGAGAGUGUCGGUGGGAGGAGGUAAUGGAGAAAGUGAGAGACUGGGAGGAAGAAAGUUUGGGAAGAAGGAGUGGAAUGGGAGAUAGGACAGUGGAGCUGCACGGGUGAUAGAGGUUCGGGGGUUUCCCUUUCCCCGGUGGAGAGGAGGAGAGAACAGAGUUAAGCAGCAUCAGUUGCAGCCAAUUCUAAUUGCCAGGUCCUUAGCUUUUAAGAGGGUGGGAAGGGCAGAAGGGAAUGGUCAUGUGGGUUUGCAGAAUUGGGGUUGGAUGAGAAUUCAACUGGGUUUGUUUUCCAAAAGACUCCCUAGCUUACUGUUCCCUUGUUUUUCCUGCUUGGGAAAAUGGGGAAGCCGGUGUCGUCCAAGUGUGGAGGAGCAAAGGACUUUUCUAGUUUUUAGCAUUAGCAAUAAAAGAGUGGGGGAGCAGACAUGGCUAUAUUGGAACCCUAUAUGCUAAGGUGGAGGCUCUGGAAGUCUGAGGAGGGAAAGACAAAAGAUAGAGUGGCAUCUAGACAGGCUAAUUAAAUGAGUGCUGUAGUUUCCAGACCCUUUUGCUGUUUAAGUCUAGAAGGGAGGGGGUAACAUGGAUACUGUAUGUAGAAAAACUUUCCCUGGUGAAACAUAGAUGUAUGAGUGGAUGCUACGCCAUUAGAUAUUUUGUUCUCAUUGUGUGCUAGUUAAGGGAAAGGGCCAAAGGUAGAAUUUGGAGGAUAGUGCUGGUCUGUUGUAACCACUUGCCUCCCAGUUUUUUCUGAAGAUGAAAGUUAACAUUAAUAUUGUAACAAAAUAGGAAUAAGGAAUUGUGGAGGAAGAUAAGAAAGUGCCAGAGGGUAAUUGAUUUUCCCAGAAGUUCUUAAAUUUGGGAGCUUUCUUACCGCAAGCCAUUGAGACUGGAAAUUCUUGGAGUUGGUAUUUUUGUAAAUUGACUAAUAGAGAGUUAGGGAAGCCUGGAGACUUGUUGGGGGUGAGUUCUCUAAAUGUCUUUAGGCUUGUCUGUGUACUUUUGCAACGAGAUUGUCUAAUUCUAUGGGCCUUCGAGGUUUCAAAGUAAAACUUGAAAAUUAAUUAUUUUCCUCUCCUUAUUUGUUUUUGUUUUGCUGCUGGCUGUGAAACUUGUGCUAGGAAGAGACCUGGGAAAUUAAGUUUCUUGCGGAGUGUGGAUUGCAGCUGCUGAGCAGGGAUUCUGGAAAGCAUUGCGUACCUGAGCCCCCAGCAUGGCGGGCCUAAAGCGGCGGGCAAGCCAGGUGUGGCCAGAAGAGCAUGGUGAGCAGGAACAUGGGCUGUACAGCCUGCACCGCAUGUUUGACAUCGUGGGCACUCAUCUGACACACAGAGAUGUGCGCGUGCUUUCUUUCCUCUUUGUUGAUGUCAUUGAUGACCACGAGCGUGGACUCAUCCGAAAUGGACGUGACUUCUUAUUGGCACUGGAGCGCCAGGGCCGCUGUGAUGAAAGUAACUUUCGCCAGGUGCUGCAGCUGCUGCGCAUCAUCACUCGCCACGACCUGCUGCCCUAUGUCACCCUCAAGAGAAGACGGGCUGUGUGCCCUGAUCUUGUAGACAAAUAUCUGGAGGAGACAUCAAUUCGCUAUGUGACCCCCAGAGCCCUCAGUGAUCCAGAACCAAGGCCUCCCCAGCCCCCUAAAACAGUGCCUCCCCACUAUCCUGUGGUGUGCUGCCCCACUUCGGGUCCUCAGAUGUGUAGCAAGCGGCCAGCCCGAGGGAGAGCCACACUUGGGAGCCAGCGAAAACGCCGGAAGUCAGUGACACCAGAUCCCAAGGAAAAGCAGACAUGUGACAUCAGACUGCGGGUUCGGGCUGAGUACUGCCAGCAUGAGACUGCUCUGCAGGGCAACGUCUUCUCUAACAAGCAGGACCCACUUGAGCGCCAGUUUGAGCGCUUUAACCAGGCUAACACCAUCCUCAAGUCCCGGGACCUGGGCUCCAUCAUCUGUGACAUCAAGUUCUCUGAGCUCACCUACCUCGACGCAUUCUGGCGCGACUACAUCAAUGGCUCUUUAUUAGAGGCACUUAAAGGUGUCUUCAUCACAGACUCCCUCAAGCAAGCUGUGGGCCAUGAAGCCAUCAAGCUGCUGGUAAAUGUAGACGAGGAGGACUAUGAGCUGGGCCGACAGAAACUCCUGAGGAACUUGAUGCUGCAAGCAUUACCCUGACCUUUUCCCUCUUCUCACUUUGGGGACUGUUCCCAUCACCCAUCUCUGGAGCUUACACUGUUCUGGGGUUUGUUCUCUACCCUUCCAACCAAUCACACCCCUGCCUUUUUUUUUUUUUUUUU
This is a messenger RNA of Cercocebus atys (sooty mangabey), 2655 nucleotides long. It is a transcript of the gene DEDD, whose product is annotated as death effector domain containing. The transcript is spliced from 5 exons. Gene Ontology annotation, cellular component: nucleolus. The record is from RefSeq and is a predicted model, not a curated record. Gene Ontology annotation, molecular function: DNA binding; protein binding. Lineage: Eukaryota; Metazoa; Chordata; Mammalia; Primates; Cercopithecidae. The coding region runs from base 1577 to 2533 and encodes 318 amino acids. Gene Ontology annotation, biological process: apoptotic process; regulation of apoptotic process; extrinsic apoptotic signaling pathway via death domain receptors.